CACUACGAAUUAUUGUCGUUUCGUUUCAUUUCACAUAGUUCAUGCUUUUAUCAAGCGAAAGUAAAAAUAACCGGUUUGUUUGUGAUGGCACACAAGCAAACAAAUGUUCAGCGAUAACGACCGUCAGGAUUACAUAUGAAAAAAUGCAUAUUGAACGACAGCUGAGGUUCGAGACAAAAAUCAUACAGAGCUUGCUUACUGCAGACGUGUUCAGUACUUACACUGUUGAAAAUGUCGUUCGAACCGAUAGUUAUAGUUCACGGAGGUGCCGGAGACAUCCCCACGGAACGCGUGGAGGGUAAAUUAUUGGGCGUACGGUUGGCUGCCACGAUUGGUUACAAAAAGCUCCAGGAAACUGGUUGUGUUUUGGAUGCAGUAGAAGAGGCAGUCCGCAGUAUGGAGCUAGAUCCGUACUUCAAUGCGGGGUACGGGUCAGUACUGACAUCAGAAGGUAAUGUCGAACUGGAAGCAAGUAUCAUGAACGGAACAACUUUACAAGCGGGAUGCGUCUCACUGGUAAAAGAUAUCAAGCACCCAAUUAGUUUGGCAAGACGAGUCAUGAAAACUCCACACAAUUUUCUAGCCGGUGAUGGGGCUAUGCGUUUUGCAAAACAAGAGAGCAUCGAGAUAUUAGAUCCUCCUGGACAGCUGGUGACAGAUUUUGCCCGUAUGGCUUUGGAGGAAUGGAAGGAAGGUCAACUGCGAGGUGAAGUGGAAUAUGCUCGCACCGAAAUUGGUUCAGAAAACAAAUAUAGUAAAGGAGAACCUGGAACGUUGGGAACCGUGACAUGUGAGAUAUUAGAUCCUUCUGGACAGCUGGUGACAGAUUUUGCCCGUAUGGCUUUAGACGAACGGAAGGAAGGUCAACUGCGAGGUGAAGUGGAAUUUGCUCGCUCCGACGUUGACUCAGAAAACAAAUAUAAGAAAGGGGAAGUUGGAACGGUGGGAGCCGUGGCUAUAGAUAAUAAGGGUAAUAUUGCAGUUGCGACGUCCACGGGGGGAAUUACAGGUAAGUUACCUGGCAGAGUGGGUGAUACGCCACUAGUCGGAGGCGGAACCUUUGCAGAUAAUGCAGUUGGAGGCGUUUCAACAACCGGCCACGGUGAAACUAUAAUGAAGUAUUGUUUGGCACAUGAUAUUAUCAAAAGAAUAGUGCUCUUAGGUGAAGAUGCACAAACAGCAACAGAGAGCUCCUGCAGAACUAUGACAGAGCGAUUGAAAGGGACAGCAGGAGCUAUAACUAUUGACUCGAAAGGCAGGGUUGGGAUUUCAUUUACAUCAAAGCGCAUGGCAUGGGCUUAUCUUAAAGACAAUACUAUACAUUACGGAAUUGAACAAAACCAGCACCUCGAGAAAAGUUUGUGAAAUUUGCCAAACAGCUUGCUAACUUACCGUGAGUCCAAUCGGUGAUAUUUAUAUCCGGAUCCCAUUUUGUAUUUUAAAUGGUCCAAUUGUCUUCGAAAACUACUAUUCAUGUUUCGAAACUAAAUCAAAACACGAAAACA
Topomyia yanbarensis is the source of this 1505-nucleotide messenger RNA. RefSeq names its product probable isoaspartyl peptidase/L-asparaginase GA20639. The record is from RefSeq and is a predicted model, not a curated record. NCBI's taxonomy places the organism in Eukaryota, Metazoa, Arthropoda, Insecta, Diptera, Culicidae. The transcript is spliced from 2 exons. Gene Ontology annotation, molecular function: asparaginase activity. Bases 232 to 1365 code for a protein of 377 amino acids.